Molecule: messenger RNA, 1946 nt
Organism: Salmo salar (Atlantic salmon)
Lineage: Eukaryota; Metazoa; Chordata; Actinopteri; Salmoniformes; Salmonidae
Product: paired mesoderm homeobox protein 2
Biological process (GO): regulation of DNA-templated transcription
Molecular function (GO): DNA-binding transcription factor activity, RNA polymerase II-specific; sequence-specific double-stranded DNA binding
Source: RefSeq, a predicted model, not a curated record
GCUGAGGAAGGAGGGGGAACAGCAGGAUAGGAGAGAGAACCUCACCAGACUAAGGUGAGACCCCCUUACCUGCUGAGUGCAGUCCUCUCUCGCCUCCCCACCCAUCACCUGCAUCUCACCUGAGCUCCUCCUGAGUCUCCAUGUCAACCUUCAUCUUAGGUAGCCUUCUGGAUCGAGAGUCAAUGUAUGGCUGAUGACUGCAAUUCAUCCCGCAGAAUUGAUGGUGGAAGAUUCUGUGAUUUCUUUCAUUCUGGAUCUGGUGAUGUACUUCAUUAACAGCCCUAUUUGAUUUCACUGUGGUAAAAAAGCCUCAAAACUUGACUCUGCUCCAUUUUGUGCCAACCUCAACAAGAAUGUUUACUCUGAUGUUGUGAAGUGCUGCUGAGAUACGUCCAAUUGUUUUGGUAUCAGACUGUCCCCUUUAUACCAGUGGAUUGACACUUAAGACUCUGGACUCCUCUAAGAGCUUUUGGAUAAUGUUUGGCCCUGGGCAGUUGGUCUCCACUCUUCUACCUGCGGUCUUCCACUCCUCCGCAGCUCACUUCUUCCCUGCGUUCCCCACCAGACUGGGCUCCCCUCCACAGAUCCUGAUCCCUGGGCCACUGAUCAGCUAUGAGUCCCUGCGGAGUUACUUGCAACCAGAGCCCUGCAAAGAGGCUCUGUUCCUGGCCACACAGGCAGCUGGGAUGGGGCAGUUCACGGCCAGCAUGGAUGAACAGAGGCCAGUGAAGCAGCGUCGUGCGCGGGCCAACUACAGCAGCUGGCAGCUGGAGGAGCUGGAGAAGACCUUUGAGACCACCCACUACCCUGACGUCUUCAUGAGGGAAGCCCUGGCCCUCAGACUGGACCUCAUCGAGGCCAGAGUGCAGGUGUGGUUUCAGAACCGCCGAGCUAAGAUGCGGAGGCAGCUGAAGUUGCAGGGUCAGCUAGGAGAGCCAUUUCCCAGGAAGAACAAAGCUGAGGACACAACAACAGACAAACCCAACAAGAGCUUACCGGAGCUAGAGAGCUCUGAAGGUGAGCACUGGGAGAGGAGGCAGGAGAAAGGAAGCUAUCCCUGGACUAAAGUACCUCGUUCUGCUGUGGUGACCACCCCCAUACAGGGUUUGAUUCAGGGGCCAGCAGGGGAAUGGGAGGGGAUGGAGGGGCCCAGUCCAGAAGAGUUCCGCUGCUGUAGCAUUGCCAAGCUAAGGGCCAAGGCCAGGGAGCACGAGGCUGAGAUCCACAGCACUGUGGCCAGGUCAGGAGGAGAGACAUCAGCACUGCAGACACAAACACAGAACACUGACGACAGAGAGAGCAACUGAUAUGGCUCUUUCUCUCUGCAUGGCUUUGCAAACAGGUCCUUAAGACCUCAUUAUGGUUGAGGCAACUUGCCUAAGUACCCCAUCCUUGGUUUUAUUCAUUCUGUUAUUCAAUGAGGAUAUGAACUAACAUUUACAAAAGGUGCUGAUUUUUUGUUUAAUAUUAUAUGAAUGUAUUGUGUUUUGAAAUGCCAUUAUUUUUCUGUACUGGACAACUUUCUCUAUCAACAAUCACGCUAAACGUGUAUUUGAAAUGCUCAGACUAGGAAGAGGUGAAUGCUUUCCAAAAUAUAUAGUAUAUCCAUAGUAACAUCUUAUAAAUAUAUAGUAUAUCCAUAGUAACAUCUUAUAAAUACAUAGUAACUCCACAGCAACUUCUUAUAAAUAUAUAGUAUAUCCACAGCAACAUCUUAUAAAUAUAUAGUAUAUCCAUAGUAACAUCUUAUACAUAUAUAGUAUAUCCAUAGUAACAUCUUAUAAAUAUAUAGUAUAUCCAUAGUAACAUCUUAUAAAUAUAUAGUAUAUCCAUAGUAACAUCUUAUAAAUACAUAGUAACUCCACAGCAACUUCUUAUAAAUAUAUAGUAUAUCCAUAGUAACAUCUUAUAAAUAUAUAGUAUAUCCAUAGUAACAUCUUAUACAU